Molecule: messenger RNA, 2566 nt
Organism: Lineus longissimus
Lineage: Eukaryota; Metazoa; Nemertea; Pilidiophora; Heteronemertea; Lineidae
Exons: 3
Coding region: 455-2566 (703 amino acids)
Molecular function (GO): protein dimerization activity
Source: RefSeq, a predicted model, not a curated record
CGAUUUGAGUGCCGAUUUUACACAUUACGCAUAGCACUCUGAUUUUACGCCCCUAAGCAUUUCCAAAAUACGACUUUUAAAAAAAACCAUUACACAUUGUAGCCUUGUAAAUAAAGAUCUAUUGUUGCUGUCUUUGUUCAUUUAUUUAUAUAAUCCUAAUAAGAUAAUGUUAUGUUUCUGCCCGUUUUGAAAUAUUAUUUCAAAAAUGAGUUCGGCCCUUGGAAUCAAAGUAAGGCCCCGUACCAAACGCAACGCCGGCCGGCCGCACAUGUCACUCAGUAAUUUAUGCAACAUUUUAGAAGCACUCGAGCGCCGCGCUGUGUUAAAAAAGUAAACUAAUAUCAACCUUAGCGGCUGGAAGAUCUGCUGACGUCCUAAAUAUCACACGUCCCGUAAUGCAUAACAGAUGGCGCGUGGAACGAGGUCAGCAGACGGGUAGACAGUGAAUGGAAACAUGUCGUCUGCCAAGAAGAGGAAGGCGCCAGCUGCGGUUUCUAGCUUCGAUGUCGACGAUGACAGGAGCGACAUGUCGGAUGAUGACAGUGUUAUGAUUGAUGAUGAUGAUGCUGGGCCUCAACGUGCUGCAAAGAAGAAACCCACAGGUCAGCGGUUCAACAACAAAUACUGCGAUUUUCCGGGCAUCUCUGCAAGUGACAGGGGGAAGAAGUAUGCACGAUGCUCGUACUGCAAAUCUGAUUUUUCGAUUGCCCAUUCGGGUUCAUAUGAUAUUGAGCGUCACCAAAAAGGUAAAAAGCACACUGAUAUGAUGAAGGCUGCAAAGAAUACCCACAAUGUGGGGGAUUUCUUCCACCAACGCAACGAAGCACUUGACCUUCAAGUUGUCAAAGCAGAGACAAUAAUGACUGAAUUCAUCGUCAAGAUGAAUCUGCCGCUGACGGCGGCCGAUGAGUUUACCAAGGUGGUUAAGGAAGCGUUUCCGGACUCCAAAAUUGCUAAAUUGUAUGGUUGUGGCCGGUCGAAGACAACUGCUAUUGUAAAACACAUGGCUGCAGAGAUUAAAGACGAGAUGAAGGAGAAGAUGAAGACUGGGGCGUUCUCGAUAGCCACAGAUGGGUCCAAUGACCAAAAGGAAAAACAGUUUCCAGUGGUGGUCAGCAGCUCUUCGAUUGAGGAUGGUGUGACGGUUCAACUACUGUCAGUACCUGUUCUAGAAGGGGUGCCAGCUACAGGCAAAAACAUCUUCAACCUGUUGGAUGCUGAAAUGAAAGAUGAGGAUGAGCCUAUCCCUUGGUCAAAUUGCUUGGCAUUUGGCACAGAUAAUGCCAAUGUAAUGGUUGGUAACCGAAAGGGCGUAUUUGCCUUUAUGGUAGAGAAGAACAGUGACAUAUUUCUUUCUGGAUGUCCCUGUCAUUUAAUACAUCACGCAGCAGAAAAAUUCGCCGCUGCCCUGCCGUUCAAGGUUGAUGAAGUGCUUACAGACACGUUUUUCUAUUUGGAUAAAUCAAGCAACAGACUCAUUGCAUUGGACACUUACCAGAAACUCUAUGAUGUUGGACGACAUACUAAGAUUCUCAAGCAUGUCUCUACUAGAUGGCUUAGUGUAAGCCGGUGUGUUGAUCGCAUCCUAGAAAAUUGGGAAGCACUAUAUAGCUUGUUCAAAGAUGCUGCUGAUGCUGAGACCAAGGCUGCUGGCAAAGAGCAGCCUGAGACAAGGGUUGGGCGUAUGUACAGGUUCUAUCGCUCGCCUACCAAUAAACUAUAUUGUAUGUACCUGGAGAAUGUGCUUGCGGUUUUCAAUAAGACAAAUGAGACACUUCAGUCCGAGGCUCCUCUUAUCCAUGUCCUACGGAGAACUCUCCAUAAACUGCUCCGGGACCUUCUGAUCAGGUUUAAGUUGCCAGGAGCAUUGAAUGGGAGAACAGCUACUGGGGUGUCACUUGCAAAUGGAGUUGGGCAAAAGCUGGAUAACGAUCUGAUCAUUGGUGAUAAUGCCAGGGAAGCCAUUGCCAGGAAAGCUGAAAACCGUCUGAGGGAUUCCCGCAUCAAGGAAUUUUACGCCACCGCCAGACAAUGCUUUCUGGAAGGUUGUCGCUAUAUAAAGGAGAAGCUUCACCUUGACGAAGAACUCUUAAGGCAUGCUGAAGUAGUUGAUGUUGAUUUACGUCUCAAUGGUGCCACAUCUACUGACCUCCUGUACUUCAUCAAAAGAUUCCCUUGUCUUCUCCCUGAAGGUGUUUCAAGAGAAACAUUGGAGUUGGAAUUUGCAGAUUACCAGAGCUUAGAUGUGCAACCCCAUAAGAAAGACAGGAUUGAUGCAACCUGGUCCGCCAUUGGCCAAGUGAAGGAUUCUACUGGGCAUUUCACUUACAAGAACCUCGCACAAGUCAUGCUUGGUAUAUGUACCAUCCCACAUGCCAAUGCAAGCUGUGAACGGAUCUUCAGUUGCGUCCGUAAGAACAAAACGGACCAGAGAGCAUCAAUGGGGUCAAAUACCCUUGAUGCAUUGAUGGUGGUAAAGGGGAGAUUGCUCAAUGGUGGUAGGAGUGACUACUCGAGUGAUAGAUUGAAGAAGAUCAAGUCUGCUUAUUAUAAAAGCCUGAAGUAG